Molecule: messenger RNA, 3519 nt
Organism: Sycon ciliatum
Lineage: Eukaryota; Metazoa; Porifera; Calcarea; Leucosolenida; Sycettidae
Exons: 13
Coding region: 53-2743 (896 amino acids)
Cellular component (GO): mitochondrial small ribosomal subunit
Molecular function (GO): structural constituent of ribosome
Source: RefSeq, a predicted model, not a curated record
UGCGUGCCUACCUUUUGACGGUUCUGCCUCCGAGGCUCGUCACCCUGCAGAAAUGGCGUUGACGAUUGCCCGUCGAACCCUUCUUCUCGCUCAAGGGUCGCGGGCUCUCUCCAGUGAGGAUGGUGGGAAGAAGCUCACCGGUCUAGACUCGCUGUUUGCAAAGGCGAAGACCGGGAGCCCGACUGAUGCUACACCAGCUGCCAGCAGCAGCAGCAAUAAUGUUGAAGGCAAGGCGGCCAGCAGCACCGCCGAUGUACCGGCUGCUGCCGUGAGCAAUGCCGACGCAGGCACCAGCGGGAGCAGCAGUGCCUGGUCUCAGCCAGGCGCGGUGCAGCCCAAUUUCCUAUCGUCGGCCGGCAGCAGCGACCGCUUUCAAGACCUGAUGCAGGACAGCGAUGCGCCGGUCGUGUCCGACACCUCCAAUCCAUGGUUCACCGACAUCGUGGGCGGUGGCCAGGGCCUGGCCGGCGAGGACGCCGCGGAUGCGUCCGCGUCGCAGCAGGGCGCCUUCGCCACGUCGUCCGCGUCCGGCGAGGCACAGUACCAGCAAGAGCAGAGCGGCGGCGGUGGUGGUGCCGCGUGGCAGGUGCCCGAGGGCGAGGGCCAGUGGCAAGUCAACGUCCACUCGGAGCAGCCGCAGCACGACGAGUGGCAGGGCAGCAUUCAGCAGCAGCAGCAGCCCGUGCACGAUCAAUGGCAGACCAGUAUUCACGGUGACCAGCAGCAGUGGCAAGCUUCUGCCCAGCAAGACAUGUGGCAGCAGCAGCAACAGCAGCAGUCGCAAACACCACACGAUCAGUGGCAGCAACAACAGCAAGCGCCGCACGACCAGUGGCAGCAACAGCAGCAGCUGGCGGCUGCUGCCGCUGCCCAGGUGUCAGCACAAGAGCAAUGGAUGCAGCCGAUGCAGGAAGCUCAGCAGCAACAGCAGCAGCUCUGGCAGCAGCCUGCCGAUCAGCAACAGCAGCAGGACUCGCUGUGGGGAGCCGCAGCGCAACAGCAAGGCCAGCAGCCGAAGCAGGAUGACGAUACCAUCAAGGUGAAGGCUCUGGAAGACAACAACCCGCUGAAGGUGGACAUUCCCAUGGAUCGCGUCUUCAAGCCGCGCACCCCAUCACUGUGGGACCGCAUUUCAGGCACACCGCCCAUUCCCGUCGACCAUUGGAAAGAACUCGAUCGGUACGCGGAGGAGACGCCACCACUGGACGACGUUUCUCCGAUAUACCGAGACGCGGACGGCGUAAAGCACUACGUGCCGCAGAAGACGUUUACGGCGCGUGCCGAGCACUUGUCGGCGCUGCGCCAGCAGCUGCACCGCAAGGUUGACCGCCUGCAGCACCUCUACAGCUCUCAGCCGACCGACGUGGCGUACGGCAACGAGUUUCGGCAGCUGCGCCACGCCAUGAAGCCGCUGCGGCAGCAGCUGCGCAAGCAGCUCGGCCUGCGCCACUGGUACGGCGCCUGCGUCAGCCCCGCCGGCCUCCGCGGCGGUGGCAAGGGCAAUCGCUUUCCGCCGCCGGAGCACGUGGCCACGUCUCGCCGCAACAUCGACCAGGCCCAGGUGACAGAGGAGCGACUCUUGACACCCGAGGAGCUCGACGUGGCCGGCGCUGAGCUUCGGUCCAAGAUCAACGAUAUGCUUCAAGAGCCGUUCAAGACUGACGUUGUGAAGCCUUCACUUCACACGUCGGAACACGUCGGUCUUUACUACAAUGUUCCCAUGAAGGAAGCGGAGGAUCUGUUUUCUGACGAACUGCCACCGAAGUUUGCGGAACAAGUGAAGGACAUGCGCUCGUUUGACAUUCUCAUCCGCCAGCCGUCCAUCGACAUCUCCGAGGCCAUACAUCACGUGCACAACACGCCCGGUUACGGUGAGGCCGGUUGCAAUCCCAAGAUCCUGCUGUCGGGAACGCGCGGUGUCGGCAAGUCCAUCGUCCUGCUGCACUGCGUUCACAUGUGCCAGGACCUCGGCUGGCUCAUCUUCCACCUGCCUGACGUGAUGCAGACAACGCUGAAGCACGGACGUUACUACAAUCCAGCGCUGCGUGCUAACUUCUACAAGGACGACCGCUUCGACAUGCCGGAGCAUGCUGCUACAUGGCUUGGCCAGUUCGUCAAACUCAAUGGCUCCAAACUGGGAGAUGUGAAGCUGACUCGCACGUAUCAGUUGAGUGAGAAGGACGUUGUCGAAAUUGACACACCGGUCCUCAAGGCCAUUGAGAUAGCUCUGUACAAGACUGCCUUGGCAUCAGACAUCAUGGGUAUCGUGAUGAAGGAAAUCAGCCACACUAGAAAAUUCAAGAGCCUGUUUGCCAUGGAUGCGUACAACCAGCUGUUUGAAGGUUGUUACCGUCAUCCCACUGGGUCACAGGAGAUCCGACCUGCUCAGAUUUCUCACUUGCGCCACUUUAUGCGUGCGCUUCGCGACGACAACUACAUGGGUAAUGGUCUGGCCGUUCUUGGUCUGCGUCAUUUCCUCGGCUACAAACGUGACCAGUACCCGUCGUACCAUGAUAACGGAUAUGCCAGGGAGUUCCUGAACGAAGUGGGCGAGGAGUUCACACGUCCCUAUUAUGAUGUGCAUGUGGAGCCAUACACGGACAAGGAAGUAGCAUCCACACUCAACUACUACCACGACCGUAGAUGGAUUUCCAGAGACAUCUCUCUGAAGAUGUAUCAGCAGACGAAGUUCCUCUCGGGCAGCCGUCCAUCGGUCAUACAGGACAUGUCGCGGGCUAUGUAACAGCACCAACAAACGAGCUAGCACCAGCAGCAGUAACCGCUGCUGGUGCUGCUGCUGUUGGCUGCCAGUCACGGCUACUGGUGACGGGGCUGUUGCUGUUCACAUGAUCUGCCGGCAUGGCUGUGUGCACUCCAGUCUCAAUCCUGCUUCUGCCGUCGUGUGUACAAGUGCAGCAUUAGCAGCACUCGCCAUACACCGGGCACUACUGUCGCCCCGCUGUGCUACGCAUCUGUCCCCCCGACCGGCGCUUUCAUUUCCAAUGCAGCAGCGGACACCCGUCUGCAUUGUUGUCACGGACACCGCUCCGGUUGCCGCCAAGUAACCGUUGCGGAGCUGAUGUCAGAUGUGCGCGAGAACUAUUUAUGCAGUGCUAUCAAUUACAUAGUGCUGCCGCUGUGACGAUAUGUGCAAUGGCUUUUCCAAUUUCCAGCACCCCAGUGCUGGCCUCUAUAGUGUCUGAGUAUGUAGCACAGCAGUAUGGUGAUGUUGUGUGUGUGUGUGUGUGUGUGUGUGUGUGUGUGUGUGUGUGUGUGUGUGUGUGUGUGUGUGUGUGUGUGUGUGUGUGUGUGUGUGUGUGUGUGUCUGGAGAGGUUUCACCACCCUCCAAUGCAUGCACUAUCAUGCAGCUCUGCCGGCUGUGUCUGCGUCAUCCUCUUGCCACCCGUAGUGUACAUGUAACUCCCAUCGUCGGCCCGCAAGGGUCGUGCGCUUUCUUUCUGCAUUGUUAACGAAUUGUUAUGUAAGUUAGUUACCACCGCUUUGCGUGGUAAGUUUGA